Hemicordylus capensis (graceful crag lizard) is the source of this 3949-nucleotide messenger RNA. It is a transcript of the gene DLL1, whose product is annotated as delta like canonical Notch ligand 1. Gene Ontology annotation, cellular component: membrane. The transcript is spliced from 11 exons. The coding region runs from base 1038 to 3242 and encodes 734 amino acids. Gene Ontology annotation, biological process: cell communication; Notch signaling pathway; multicellular organism development. The record is from RefSeq and is a predicted model, not a curated record. Gene Ontology annotation, molecular function: calcium ion binding. NCBI's taxonomy places the organism in Eukaryota, Metazoa, Chordata, Lepidosauria, Squamata, Cordylidae.
GCUUGGAAAAGUGGUUCCUUUGUGACCGCUCUAGCCAGAUUGGGGGGCUGCUCAUUUGCAUCUCAUUAGCCAUGCAGGAGGCCGGCGAGAUAUAAGGCAGGCAGGCGCCCGACCGCAGGCAGAUCCAUAGCGCUACAGAGCGAGCGAGCGAGCAAAAAGGAAAAAAGGGGGGGAAAUAAAGGAAAGGGGAAAAAAAAAAAAAGACCCAACAGCCACCCAGAUCCAACGCGAAAGGAAAGAUCACCUAUACAUAGAAAGGCAGAGCCGGGAAAACAUACACAUACACACGCACGCGCGCCAUCCUUCGCUAACUCUUGAGGCGUUUAAAACACACACCCGAAACCAACCCCCGCGUUUCGUCUUCCUUUUCUGGGCUUGGAUUUCUUCAAGAAAAGCACACCGAUCGGGGCUCCUUGCAAGAAAGUGGCGACCAGCAACCCAGGAGGAUCGGAAGAAGGCUGCGUGACAACCACCCGCUCCAGCUGCAUAGCUAACCACCCGCACGCCAAAACCCCUCUCGCUCUCUUCGCCUGAAGCCACCGGGAAUUAUCUCCUCUUCGUCCCCUGAGGGAUUUCCAGAUCGUUGAUUAUUUUAAUCUGCUUUGGGGGAAACCUUUUCUCCACCUCUGGGAAUUAAGUGGCUUUUCUCUCCGGUUGGAGAAGCAGAGCGAAGCGCAAGGAAGCCGCAAAGAACUGUCGUUCGGACGAGAAAGCGAAGAGGAGGAGGCGGCGGCGGCGGCGGCGGAGGAGGAGGAGGAGGGGGAAAGUUGUUCUUUGAGUCUCCUCACCUUGAAAACAAUCGCCUCCCAAAGAGCUGCCGGGCAUCCAAAGGGCGUAUCUAAAACCGCAUCGGCAGAGAGGGAGUGCGAGGAGAGCCAGAGACUUGAAACUAAGGCAUCCGCCUUCCCAUUCCCCACCAGCCAGACCGGGCGAAGAGAUUUCCCCUGCCCCGUCUUCUUGACAGACACUCCGUUUGUUUUUUGUUGCCUCUUCCUGAGGGAAGAGAAAGGAGAAGAUCUUCACGACAUCCCCUCAGAAUGGGUGGCCAGUCUACACUGACUCUGGUGGUCUUUUGCGUGCUUCUGCUUCUCUGCAAGGUCCGGAGCUCCGGGGUCUUUGAGCUGAAGCUGCAGGAGUUUGUCAACAAGAAGGGGCUGCUGGGCAACCGCAACUGCUGCCGCGGAGGCCUCGGCGCUGCCCUGCCCAGUAGCGGCUCGGCGGCCGGGCUGCAGCAGUGUGACUGCAAGACCUUCUUCCGCGUGUGCCUCAAGCACUACCAAGCCAGCGUGUCCCCGGAGCCGCCUUGCACCUACGGCAGCGCCAUCACUCCGGUGCUUGGCGCCAACUCCUUCAGCGUGCCUGACAACGCCGCCAGCAGCGAUCCCUCCUUCAGCAACCCCAUCCGCUUCCCCUUCGGCUUCACCUGGCCGGGUACUUUCUCUCUCAUCAUUGAAGCACUGCACACUGACUCCCCUGACGACCUCAACACAGAGAAUCCAGAGCGCCUGAUUAGCCGCCUGGCUACCCAGAGACAUUUGACUGUUGGGGAAGAAUGGUCCCAGGACCUGCACAGCAGUGGCCGCACUGACCUCAAAUAUUCCUACCGUUUUGUGUGUGAUGAGCACUACUAUGGAGAAGGUUGCUCGGUCUUUUGUCGCCCCAGGGAUGAUGCCUUUGGCCACUUCACUUGUGGAGAGCGUGGGGAGAAGGUCUGCAAUCCAGGCUGGAAAGGACAGUACUGCACUGAGCCAAUCUGCUUGCCUGGAUGUGAUGAGCAGCAUGGAUAUUGUGACAAGCCUGGAGAAUGCAAGUGCAGAGUUGGUUGGCAAGGGCGUUAUUGUGAUGAAUGCAUCCGAUACCCAGGUUGCCUUCAUGGAACCUGUCAACAGCCUUGGCAAUGCAACUGUCAGGAAGGCUGGGGCGGUCUUUUCUGCAACCAGGAUCUCAAUUAUUGUACUCACCAUAAGCCCUGCAAGAAUGGCGCCACUUGCACCAACACUGGCCAAGGAAGCUACACUUGUUCUUGCCGCCCUGGUUACACUGGUUCCAACUGUGAGAUUGAAAUCAACGAAUGUGACGCCAAUCCCUGCAAGAACGGAGGAAGCUGUACUGAUCUUGAAAACAGCUAUUCCUGUACUUGUCCACCGGGCUUCUAUGGUAAAAACUGUGAACUGGGUGCAAUGACUUGUGCUGAUGGUCCAUGCUUCAAUGGAGGGAGAUGUACCGACAACCCUGAAGGUGGAUACAGCUGCCAUUGCCCAGUGGGUUAUUCUGGAUUUAACUGUGAAAAGAAGAUUGACUACUGCAGCUCCAGUCCCUGUGCUAAUGGAGCCCAGUGUGUUGAUCUCGGAAAUUCCUACAUAUGCCAAUGUCAAGCUGGCUUCACUGGAAGACACUGUGAUGACAAUGUGGAUGACUGUGCUUCCUUUCCUUGUUUAAAUGGUGGGACUUGCCAAGAUGGAAUUAAUGACUAUUCUUGCACCUGUCCUCCGGGAUACAGCGGAAAGAACUGUAGCACUCCUGUCAGCAAAUGUGAACACAGCCCUUGUCACAACGGGGCUACCUGCCAUGAGAGAAACAACCGCUAUGUGUGUGAAUGUGCCCGAGGAUAUGGGGGCCUCAACUGCCAGUUUUUGCUCCCUGAGCCACCUCAGGGGGCGGUCAUUGUUGACAUCUCAGAGAAGUAUACUGAAGGUCAGACUUCCCAGUUUCCUUGGAUUGCAGUGUGUGCCGGAAUUAUUCUGGUCCUGAUGCUUUUGCUGGGGUGCGCUGCCAUGGUGGUCUGCUUCCGACUCAAAAUGCAGAAGAGGCAACACCAGCCAGAUGCAUGCAGAAGUGAAACGGAGACCAUGAACAACUUGGCCAGCUGCCAGCGGGAGAAAGACAUUUCCAUAAGUGUCAUUGGUGCCACCCAGAUUAAGAACACUAAUAAGAAAGUAGACUUCCACAGUGACAACGCUGACAAAAAUGGCUACAAAGCCAGAUACCCAUCAGUGGAUUACAAUUUGGUGCAUGAACUUAAGAAUGAGGACUCUGUUAAAGAAGAGCACAGCAAAUGUGAAGCUAAGUGUGAAACGUUUGAUUCCGAGGCAGAGGAGAAAAGCUCAGUACAGCUAAAGAGUGAUACAUCUGAAAGGAAACGGCCAGAAUCAGUAUAUUCCACUUCAAAAGAUACAAAGUACCAGUCGGUGUAUGUCAUAUCAGAAGAGAAAGAUGAAUGCAUCAUAGCAACGGAGGUGUAAAGGGAACGUGAUAUGGCAAAAUUGUUGUUUUGAAACAAUUUUCAAAGGUGAUAUGCCCCAAUGAAUGCUGCUGAACAAGGAAAGGGAGAAAGAUUCCUUCACUGACUGCUGCUGAGAAACUAAAUUCAGGCUGAGCUGGUUCUCUACUGAAGUUAGCAAAAGUGACUGCAAAUAAACCACGGUGGACACUAGGCCAGGGUCUGUGUUCAAGGAUACCUGUUGCACUGCCUUUUAUGAAUAUUUAUCAUUGCACUAUGGUCAGUUGCUUUUUUCUAUAUAUAUUUAAAUGAAUGGAUUUAAUUCCGACAUAAGAAGCAUGCACUGCCUGAAGUGUAUAUUUUGGAUUCUUAUGAGCCAGUCGUUUCUUGAAUUAGAGAUACAAACACUGCCUUUAUUGUCCUUUUUUAAUACUAAAAAUGUGUUUUUACUAGGUGAACAAAAAGUGUGUUAUUUUUUUUAAUCUGUAAAAAAUUAUUUUCAGGAUAUUUGUAAAGCUUGAGUAUUUUGUGACGUUUCCUUUUAUAAUUUAAAACUUUGGUAAAUAUGUACAAAGGCACUUCGGGUCUAUGUGACUAUAUUUUUUUUGUAUAUAAUGUAUUUAUGGAAUAUUGUGCAAAAUGUUAUUUGAGGGUUUUUUUUUUACUGUUUUUGUUAAUGAAGAAAUUCAUUUUUAAACUAUUUUUCCAAAAUAAAUAUUAUUAAUGAUA